Molecule: messenger RNA, 1052 nt
Organism: Hyaloscypha bicolor E
Lineage: Eukaryota; Fungi; Ascomycota; Leotiomycetes; Helotiales; Hyaloscyphaceae
Product: sterol desaturase
Exons: 1
Coding region: 1-756 (251 amino acids)
Biological process (GO): ergosterol biosynthetic process
Molecular function (GO): iron ion binding; C-4 methylsterol oxidase activity
Source: RefSeq, a predicted model, not a curated record
AUGGCUACUCUGUCCAAUAUCUGGCAAUACCUAAUUGUGCACUAUUCCGCCUCAGUCCUCGAAUUCGUCGGUACUCUCCUCAUCCAAAUAUGCUUCUUCUGGCUUCCUGCUACAGUAUACCUCACACUCGACUACAUUGCCCCCUCAUUCUCCCAAAGACACAAGAUCCAACCUACCCCCAAACAGCCCACAACUGCUGAAAUUCGACAUUGCGCCCUCAUCGUACUCCGGAACCAACUCAUGUCAAUACUCCUGCAUCUCCUUUUACUCUACCUCAGCACCACUCUAAAUAGCCAAAGUUCCCUCCGUGUUGACGCCACACUACCCUCAUUACCCUCGUUCGUCCGUGACAUCCUCCUCAGUCUUCUCAUACGCGAAGUCCUCUUCUACUACACCCACCGUCUCCUACACACACGUCCUCUGUACGCCCGGAUCCACAAACAGCAUCACCGCUUCACAGCACCCGUCGCUCUAGCAGCCCAAUACGCACACCCAAUCGACCACUUGUUUGCCAACGUCAUCCCCAUCGCCCUGCCCCCGCAAAUCCUGAGAAGCCACAUCCUCACCAACUGGGCGUUCCUGGCCUUUGAACUGUUGGAAACGACGACUGUGCAUAGCGGGUAUGAUUUUCUAGCCGGAUCGGCGAAGAAGCAUGACUUGCACCAUGAGAAGUUUCUGGUUAACUUUGGGAGCUUGGGGUUUUUGGAUUGGGUGCAUGGAACAGAGAAAUUGGGGAAGAAAAUUGCUGCUGAUUGAAGGAAUGCCCCUCCCCUCUCUUUUAGAUGGAUCCCCUAAGGGCUUACGUCAUAUGAGUACGCUGCAAAGAUUGAGGGUACUUACUUGGCACUACGGGAGAGGAGGGACGGGACGUUCAAACCGUGGCUGGGAGAGAGAGGAGAUGCGAGAGGAAUGGACUAGGCAAUUAUGGACAUCGAGAGAAGAUUGGGGAUGACGAGGAAGGAGUUGUCUGGGAAGCAUGAAGAGAGCCGGAUUGAUAGAUAAAACAGUCCAGAUAUCAAGACCUUAUAUAACGCAAUAAAUAACAUAACAAG